Molecule: messenger RNA, 1680 nt
Organism: Clavispora lusitaniae ATCC 42720
Lineage: Eukaryota; Fungi; Ascomycota; Pichiomycetes; Serinales; Metschnikowiaceae
Gene: UGA4
Product: Uga4p
Biological process (GO): transmembrane transport
Cellular component (GO): membrane
Molecular function (GO): transmembrane transporter activity
Source: RefSeq, a predicted model, not a curated record
AUGAUCCACCCUGUGCUUUCUGGCGAGCAAAUCAUCGAGGCCGUGGUCUCGGACUCGCGCUACCACAACAACACGCAGAACGUCGUGGCGCCACACAUCACCGCCUCUUUUUCGCGCAACGAUAAUGAGCUUUUGGCGCAAAUCGGCUACAAGCCCGAGCUCCGGCGCCAGUUCCUGACGCUCCAGGUGUUUGGCGUGGCGUUUUCCAUCAUGGGCUUGCUUCCCUCGGUGGCGUCCAUUCUUGCCACGGCGCUUUUGGCCGGCCCGGCCGGCGCCAUCUGGGGCUGGCUCAUAUCGUCGAUUUUGAUUUUGACCAUUGGCAUUGCCAUGAGCGAGAACGCCUCCUUCUUGCCCACGCUGGGCGGGCUCUACUACUGGACCAACUACUACGCGCCGGCCAAGUACAAGUCUGUGAUCUCGUACGUGGUGGGAAACACAAACUCCAUUGCGUUGGUGGGCGCGCUUUGCUCCGUCGAUUACGGCUUUGCCACCGAGGUGUUGUCGGUGGUGGUGAUUGCCAAGGACGGCAACUACAACAUCACGUCGGCCAAGACGUACGGCGUUUUCGUGGCGUGCGUGGUGGCGCACAUUGCCAUCACCUGUCUUUCGCUGAAACAUGCGGCGUGGCUCCAGACAACGUCCAUUGUGGUGAAUGUGACGCUCAUUGCGCUUUUUGUCAUUGCCAUGCCCAUCGCAGCGUCGCGCGGCCUGUUCAAGUCGGCCAGCUGGGUGUUUGGCCACUUCUCCAACUACACGUCUUUCCCCAUUGGCUGGACGCAGUUGUCGCAGGCAUGGUUGCCGGCCAUCUGGACCAUUGGGGCCUUUGACUCGUGUGUGCACAUGUCUGAGGAAUGCACCAACGCGACUCGGACCAUCCCCAUUGGCAUCAUCACCUCCAUCUCCAUGUGCGGCGUUUUGGGCUGGGUGAUUAUGGUGGUGACAUGUUUCUGUAUCCAGACCAACGACAUUGAAAAUGACAUUUUGGGCCUGCCCUUUGGCCAGCCCAUGGCGCAGAUCAUCUACGACGCCUUUGAAACCAAGGCGGGUCAGGGCAAGAAGGUGGCCAUGGCGUUCAUGGUGCUCAUUGCGUUUGCCCAGUUUUUGAUGGGCGCCUCCAUUCUCACCGCCAUCAGCAGACAGAUUUUCGCCUUUGCCAGAGACAACGGCUUGCCCAUGUCGUGGUGGAUCAAGAAAGUCAACAAGAAGUUGUCUGUGCCUAUCCACGCCGUGAUCACCGGUGGUGUGGCGGCCAUUGUCAUUGGUCUCUUGUGUCUUAUCGGAACCACCGCCGCAAACGCUCUUUUCACCUUGUACAUUGCCGGAAACUACUUUGCCUGGGGCAUGCCCACGUUUCUCCGCUUGUUGUACAUGGACGAGAAGUUCCAGCCCGGGCCGUUUUACUUGGGUCCCUUCUGGAGCAGGGUCAACGGCUGGGUCUCCACCGUUUUCAUUGCCUACACCAUUGUCAUGGUGAUGUUCCCCACCAACACAAACCCGGACAAGGAUUCGAUGAACUACACGUGUGUCAUUACUCCGGGCGUGUGGAUUUUGUCUCUCUUGUACUACUAUGUGUACGCCCACCGCAUCUACCAUGGUCCUACCAAGACUGUGGAUGACGAGGAGCACAGUUCCAGCGAGGAGGUGCAGUACAUCGACGGCCAGGUGGAGGAGAAGGCGUAA